This is a messenger RNA of Bursaphelenchus okinawaensis, 285 nucleotides long. The record is from the annotation of a GenBank genome assembly. Lineage: Eukaryota; Metazoa; Nematoda; Chromadorea; Rhabditida; Aphelenchoididae.
AUGGAAAAGGGAGGUUCGCAACAGACGUCGUUGCUCGAUGUCCUCAAGAAAAAGAUGCGGCAAGCCCGCGAGGAAGCCGAGCAGGCCAAGGACGAGGCCGAUGAGGUGAAGAGACAGCUGGAGGAGGAGAGGAAGAAGCGUGAAGACGCUGAAGCUGAUGUCGCCGCCUUGAAUCGUCGUAUCGUGCUGGUCGAGGAGGAUUUGGAGCGUACUGAGGACCGUCUGAAGAUUGCUACCUCAAAGUUGGAGGAGGCUUCUAAGGCUGCGGAUGAAUCUGAACGGUAA